This is a messenger RNA of Scomber japonicus (chub mackerel), 1798 nucleotides long. Its product is annotated as homeobox protein Hox-A4. Lineage: Eukaryota; Metazoa; Chordata; Actinopteri; Scombriformes; Scombridae. Gene Ontology annotation, molecular function: RNA polymerase II cis-regulatory region sequence-specific DNA binding; DNA-binding transcription factor activity, RNA polymerase II-specific. Gene Ontology annotation, biological process: embryonic skeletal system morphogenesis; anterior/posterior pattern specification; regulation of transcription by RNA polymerase II. The transcript has 2 exons. Bases 242 to 988 code for a protein of 248 amino acids. Gene Ontology annotation, cellular component: nucleus. The record is from RefSeq and is a predicted model, not a curated record.
UAUAUACUGUGAUUUAAUAAGGAAAACACCUACGUAAGCCAGUCCGAGCGGUGUUGGUGGUACCAGUGCCAUGCUUUCCAUUGGUUCGUGUUUACAUGAUGCCCACAGGACACGCGGUGAUUGGUGGCGCUUCACACGUGACCAGGCAACUUUGUACAUUUGACAGGGAGUAGGAGGGUUUUGUGGAGAUCAGAAAAACGACAGCGCGAUAAAAAUUAGUAUUGUUGCACUUCACAAAUUAAUGACCAUGAGUUCCUACUUGAUAAACUCCAACUAUAUCGAGCCUUCCUUUCCUCCAUGCGACGAAUAUCAGCAGAGCGGAUACAUCCCCAACCCCGGUGAUUACUACGAGCGGCCAAAAGAUACGGGCUUUCCCCAUCACGACGAGCCAUCCUAUCCGAGGUCAAACUACACAGAAACGGGCUACGAUUACGGUAAUGUCCCCGCCACCGGACUCGAUGAUUUCGGCGAUGGGCAUCACACACAGCCGCAACCGGUUCCACAGAGCCACGGUCCUCGCCUUACCGCGGCCCCAGACGGUGGCGCAGGGGCAAAUGCCAGCAAAGACUGCAGCCUCGCCAAUGAGGUAUAUCCCGGCGUAGCGAAGGGCAAGGAGCCGGUGGUCUAUCCUUGGAUGAAAAAGGUCCACUCUAACACCGUCAAUGCCAGUUACACUGGAGGAGUGCCCAAGAGGUCCCGCACUGCCUACACCCGCCAGCAGGCUCUGGAGCUGGAGAAAGAGUUCCAUUUCAACCGGUACCUGACCCGGCGCAGACGGGUGGAGAUUGCGCACACCAUGUGUCUGUCCGAGCGCCAGGUCAAGAUCUGGUUUCAGAACCGCAGGAUGAAGUGGAAGAAGGAGCACAAGCUUCCCAACACCAAGAUCCGCUCUUCCAGCACGGCCUCUUCCUCAGCCUCGGGGGCCCAGCAGCAGCAGAUCAAAACAGGCCAGCAGCUUGUCCCCACGCCGUGCACCGCUGGUCUAUAGUGCACGAACCCCACCCCAAAAAAAAACCUAAACCAGACUGAGAUGGCAAAUAACACAAGUGGAAUUUGAUGGACCGAUUCUCAGUAUUUUACACACAUGGUGUUAUCUCCUCUCCUUCACCUUGCCUCUGCCAUUGGGCCCCUGUCACGUCCUUUGUACCCUUUCCCUCUCCGCUCGUCUUUCCCCCUUUUCAGAUAAGCUUGAAAUCCACCUUUAAUUGCCACGGUGGCAACUGAAGUGUUUAUAUAUUUGUUUAUUAUUAUGAAAGAAGGAUAACGCACAUUCAAAUGUAGGACUUGGAUCAAAAAUGUAUCAUUACACUUAAAACUGAGUGAGGUAAAAGUAAGUUUGAACUCAUUUUUCUAUGUUUUCUUUGAUAUUUUUUUUCCAUUUUUUUUAUUAUUGCUCAUGGAAAGUUCUAAUAUACUUGAAAGAUAUUUAGCGGGACUCUAGAUGCCUGUUAGAAAACCAGACGGCUGUUUUAGAGGUAUGGCAUCAGUCAGAGUAACAGUAGUUUGUGUGUUUGAGUGGACUGGUUUACUGUUGAAUGUAGUCAAGGUGACUUUCACAUUUAAUGUACAUAGACAAAUCAUAAUGAAGGCACAAUAAGGAGAGCAUUUCGUCGAGUAGAAUUAUGUUUGUUGGUGUUGUAUGGUCUAGUUUUAUUUGUGCUAGUGCGUCCCAUGUUGUGCUGUGUUCUAAACUGUGAAUAUUUGUGUGUGUUGUCCCAGUAAUGACCGUUGUGAUGUAGACUAGUGUAGACUGAAUCUGUCCUUGUGAAAUAAAUAUGUACUUCACUUAUAAGGCUGA